AUGUCAGCGCCGCCGUCCAUCGUCCGUCCCGGCGCAUCUGCUGCGGGCCCGCCAGGCUGGGAGGAGCGUCGUGCCGCCGACGUCGAGGCCGAGCACGCCGAGGAGGCGGCAAAGCACGAGGCGGGCGGUGGAGGCGGCGAGGGCGUGUUCUCCAAGCUCAAGGACGGCCUGCACAAGGUCGGCGAGAAGAUGGCGCUCGUGCCCGAAAAGGACCAGCCGUUGCAGGACGCAUCCACUGGCCCCGAAGUCGCCUCGUAG
Tilletiopsis washingtonensis is the source of this 258-nucleotide messenger RNA. RefSeq lists its product as hypothetical. The coding region runs from base 1 to 258 and encodes 85 amino acids. The record is from RefSeq and is a predicted model, not a curated record. The transcript has 2 exons. NCBI's taxonomy places the organism in Eukaryota, Fungi, Basidiomycota, Exobasidiomycetes, Entylomatales.